GCUUGAAGGAGUGAGGUGGUGACUGGGGAGACACAUGCGCCCACGGCGUUCCUAUUGGUUUAUUUGUGACGUCAUGAGACGGGGGAGUCGGCCCCGCACUUUAUAAAAGCGCCGCUGCGCGCGCCGAGCCCACUCUCAGGAAGAGCGCCGAGGCUGAAACUUAUCGCUAGAAACAGACAGACAACCCGCUGACUUAUCACCAUGAGCGAGAGACAAGGAACUGGAGCAGCUGCUGACAACAGCAAGACCUCUGGAGGAAAAGAUGAGUCCAAGACGGACGUCCCAGAAGACUUUGACAUCGACAUGGACGCCCCAGAGACCGAAAAGGCGGCGGCCAUCAUCCAGUCCCAGUUCAGGAGGUUCCAGAAGAAGAAGCGUGACGAGAAGUCCUAGUGAGCGUCAUUCCGCUCUGUCGCCUCGUGCUGUGAUGGUGGGCCGAGGCGAAAGCUCGGUGGAGCUGGUGUGACAUUUGCAUGUAAACAAAUUCAUACCUGUUGAAGGUCUGGGGCUUAUGAAGGGGGUUGGGAGGGCAAAAGGGAAAUUAAUUAGCCUGUUACUCAUAUAUGUCUGUGAAUUCUCAUUAUUCUGUUAUUGUUACUAAUAUUCAUCAUUUUGACGGCUGUAUCAACAAAAUCCUGAAGAGGUGAUAAAGUUCUGCUAAAUGUGUUCCAUAGAUGCUGAGUUCCAGCAGGUUUUUGUGUUAGAAUGCGUUUUUGUACUUGUCCUUACAGUCCCACCAUCCUCUCCUGUACCAGGACGGUUCCCACAAAGGCUGUUUUCUGAGUAAACGGAGGGAGAGCUGACCUUAAAGGUGUUUUUCAGGAAACUUAGCCUUGAACUUUUCAUUCACAUAGAAGCAUUUUUCUUACCUGCAUGAUGCUAUGAAAAAACUGUAUUAAUGUACAUUGAAUAAAUUGAUGAAAAAAAACUGUGGAAACUGUUU
Molecule: messenger RNA, 943 nt
Organism: Nothobranchius furzeri (turquoise killifish)
Lineage: Eukaryota; Metazoa; Chordata; Actinopteri; Cyprinodontiformes; Nothobranchiidae
Gene: pcp4b
Product: Purkinje cell protein 4b
Cellular component (GO): cytoplasm
Molecular function (GO): calcium ion binding; calmodulin binding
Source: RefSeq, a predicted model, not a curated record